AUGUGUGUCGAUAGAAAAACGUUCUGGACAUCGACUCGUAUGUUUUUGCUUCAAUUUUCGGCCAUUUGGCAUGGCUUAAUGGCGAAACCAAUGUUGCAGCUUCGGAACGUCGGCAAGCCGUAUGCACUUACGGCCGUCCGAAAAACGAGGCCGCCCGGAAAAUGCUUUCGACUGGCGUCCAUCGUCGAACAGACGGUGGUGAUUUUCCUCCUCUUACACUGGCGCCGACCAGACGAACGAAACGAGCGGUUCACUCGGCUAAUACAGUUCAGAAAUUCGUCGUCAAAGGUGCAACACCAAUGGUGGAAAGCUCCAGAGUUUGUUCCUCGCCUCAACCACAUUGACAGUUACGUCGACGGCAUCGAACCGACGUGCAUACAACCGCAAAAUUAUGCAAUUCCGCCCGUUAUUUUUCAACCAGAGCGAAUCGGAGGGUGUGACCUGAACCUGGCGACGAACGUGUUUCCCCAAACCUCACCCGUUCCUCCAUUUUCGGCUUUUGGCAAGCGUUUUCCGACCACCAUUCAGCCAAUGAAUUGGACCACUCUUCCUUCGCCGUCGGUCAUGCCGCUGCCGGCAGUUCACGGCGUCCAGCCGUUGCACGUUUGGCCACAGAAGCACUUACUCCCUCUCAGACCUCUGCCGCCUGCGUUGCUGAACCCUCGCGGCAAUGCAAAGUUUCUUCAGCUGAACCAGAAAGGGAGCAUUCCGCCCGGAUACACGGCAAAUUUUACCACCAUCAACCCUGGCAUUGGCCCGCCCAUACCCGCGAUUUUGAUCAAGAAGAAGCGCCGAAAGAAGCCAAGGAAAAUCAAAUCCGAGUCCAUCGAGGAAGAAACUACGUGUAAUGUCCAGAAAAACGAUGAAUCCAAAGGCAUACAGGCGAAUCCCGUCGUGGUUAACGACAACAGUGAAUCGUCGAAAGAAGACUCAGCUUCACCAAAGUACGAAAGCCUGACGGCUUUUAUUUUCUCUGUUAGCAUAUCAAAUGUAAACUGA
This is a messenger RNA of Soboliphyme baturini, 999 nucleotides long. NCBI's taxonomy places the organism in Eukaryota, Metazoa, Nematoda, Enoplea, Dioctophymatida, Soboliphymatidae. The record is from the annotation of a GenBank genome assembly.